AUGAUUCCGCGUCCUCUCAAGCCAGAGUCGAGGGCUCGAAGUCCGUCGGCGUUAGAAAUGGCAAGCGGAAUGACCGGUGUAGGCGAGAACUACAUGGACUUAUAUUCGCCCACGACGCCGACGACUCAGUCCAUGAAGUUGAGACUUCGCAAGCAGCUGUCGACCGCUUCCUCCUCCGUGGCGAACGACGAAAUUCGAGGCCGCAAAACCGUAACGCGAGUCAAGAAAACCGGUCGUCGACCUGAAGAAAGAGCAUUCCGUAGACACAUUGGCUGUGCAGCUCGAGCUGCUGCGGGGGUUCUGCUGGCUGGGGUUCUUCAGACGGGGUCUUCAGCAUCUUCUACAGGCUCCGAGUUUCUACCCUCGUUCUACUAUUUAGAGGGCUUAGCGUAUGCUGCCAUUAUGGUGAUUUACGCGUCUGCACCGACAGUUGGUGGCGUGGUACAGCAGAUCUGGCAGAUCGACUUGGGCGUGGGGAUAGCGUUGCUGUACAACUUCGGAGUGUUCUUAGUCAUCCCCAUCACACAGGGAAAUCUCAUCUCGGUACCGGAGAAUCUGAACGAUACGCCGUACUUUGUGAGUCUGCAUGAUUGGGGAUUGGUGUCUCCUUUCAUGCUCACCUUCACUUUCGUGAUCUUCUUGCUACCGAUCCAACACAACGUGAAGAAGUUCGCGGUGAUGUCUAAUGCUUUCUUCAUGCUGAAGUUUAUCAACCCCAUGAAUCCGAGAGCUGGUGGCACAGCUUUGAAGGACCUCAACAACAGCGAUUACGUCACUAAGGGCCUUUUGAAAAACCUAGCAGUGUACAGUAUCAUCGAUGUUGCUGGCACGUUGAUCUGCCUGAUGACAGUGCUGUACCCACUCCGCUCUUGUAAUGCGACCAAGAAACUGAUGCGGCACAUGGGUCAUGCUCCAACUGACAUUCGCAAGAUCCUCAACUUGAUCAUGGACUCAUACUGUUUCCGAGUCAAAGACAUCAAGAAAAUGGAUUUCUUCCGCUUACGACUCGACCGACUGCUUUACGCAGCACAACACAGAUUGUCGGAGAUGGAGGAGCUUCUGGAUGAUUGCUGGUGGGAAGAGAUCCUGGGUGUGGGGUUGUGCCUCACGUUUAAUAAAAAUGUGGCCAAGCAGUUUGUCAAGCUUUACGCUCGGCUUCUGAAAGACUUACGAGCGAUGAAAUUCGCUAUCGAGGCUGAGAAUGGACACUGGACACACGUGGUUUUAAUGAAGAGAAUGCAGCAGAGUCUUCACAUUAUGCAAGUUGAAGCCAACGAUUUAUUACAGGAGAUCGCCGAACGAGUACUCGAAGCCUCGACAGAGAUGCCCACACCGAAAUUCACCCACUUGGAACAAACCGUGUGUCGUUUUAUGAAGAAAUACACUAAACUAUACGGUGCGAUGCUGUCGGCUGAGGUGCACACUACUGGGGAUGUGGGGAAGACCAUGUCGCUCAACGUAUUUAUCUACUCGUUCCACUCGUUCGUCCACACUUUAUUUGAGUUUGAAGAGCGCUUAAGUCUCAAGAAUUUCUCCUGUCGAUAUCGUAUCGCAAAGUUCUUUAAGAUGAAUGAUCAUGUUUGCCGUGCGUACGACGCUGGCGGGAUCGCGUACUGCAUCUCCACGUUCGUGUUUGCCUUCAGCGCGACAGGCCCGACAGCGAUCGCUAUGGUGGCGCAAUUCCACGUUGGUGGUACGUAUGGGAACAUGAGGAAUCGAAUGACUGGACUGGUGGCAGGCACCGUUGUGCCCUCUAUUCUCCACUUCUUCGUGUGCAAGAUCUCCGACGUGGUCUUCUACAACGCACUUAAUAACGCCGUCUUGUUCAUCUGGAUUGUGGGCUCCAUGUACGUCUGCUACAGCUCGUCGUACCUACGCAUGGCUGGGAUGGUAUCGGCAUACAUGUCCGCUUCCGUAUUGCUCGAUCAUAGUUGUAGAAAGACGACAAAAGCUCUCUCGUACUCAAGUUUGACAGAGAAUUCUGUGGCCAUUCUUACCUUGAUGGUCGUGGAAGUAUGUCUACAGCCACAGAGUGCACGAGGGCUACUACGCGCCAACAUCCAGCAGGUUCUGGGGACGUAUAACAAGGUCUUUCGUCGAGUAUUUGCACACCAUAUCACCAGCACAGACGCCACAGCACCGAGUGGGACGAGAGCUCUACACAAGGAGCUCUCCAUCAUAUUGCCAGCAAUUCUCAAGCAGCAGAAGCAGCUCGUUCAAGACGCUACUGCUGAGCCCAGCUUGUGGAAGGCCACGUUCUCGAACGAGCAGUACACUCAAGUGCCAGCUGUGUGCUGGACGCUGCUCGAUCGGCUACGACUACUUUCUGAUCUCGUGGAAUGGAGGGAACGGUCGAAUAAAGACUGUGUCCAUAAAGGUUACCGUCUAAAGCGCAGGAACGCUGGGAGUCUCAACGAAGAGUGCACUGCUGCGUUCAACGAGCAGGAGGAAGAGCGAGCUCAACAUCCUGAAACAGUGUAUUUUACUGCUAUGGCCCCGACAACUGGAGAUCUGAUCCCUGAAGCGCCACUACCGCCUCUUCCCUCGAAUGCUACGCCUGCUGUGGCUAAAGCGAGGUGGGAUUGCACAAGGAAUUCACGUACAAAACAGCAGAUGACUACGCAAUUUAUCUCCAAAUGA
This is a messenger RNA of Phytophthora infestans T30-4, 2640 nucleotides long. RefSeq lists its product as uncharacterized. The transcript is spliced from 8 exons. Bases 1 to 2640 code for a protein of 879 amino acids. Lineage: Eukaryota; Oomycota; Peronosporomycetes; Peronosporales; Peronosporaceae. Gene Ontology annotation, cellular component: plasma membrane. Gene Ontology annotation, biological process: transmembrane transport. Gene Ontology annotation, molecular function: transmembrane transporter activity. The record is from RefSeq and is a predicted model, not a curated record.